Molecule: messenger RNA, 480 nt
Organism: Trypanosoma rangeli
Lineage: Eukaryota; Euglenozoa; Kinetoplastea; Trypanosomatida; Trypanosomatidae
Product: putative fucose kinase
Exons: 1
Coding region: 1-480 (159 amino acids)
Source: RefSeq, a predicted model, not a curated record
AUGGCGCCGUUGAACGCCUCCUUCAGGCUGAAGAACAAAAAACUUUUUCUUGCUUGUGAACCUGAAGAGUGUGAUUUCGUCUCCGGUGGGAGAACGCGUUGGCUGCUCGAGUCGUGCUACCAGUUUGAGCGAGAGGCAGGCGCAACAGAAGCCGACGAAGACUUUGAGCGGUGGCUGUCGCGUGAGCAGCGCAUCUUAAUUUAUGGCGCUGACGCGAACUGGGGUCCGUUUUUAUACUGGUCAUAUGGAAGGCCGCUUGUGCCCAUUUCUGCCUUUUGCUGGACGCGUGGGCAGACGUGUGAUCGGACGCUUCUUGGCUUGCAAGCUGCCGCUUUACCAGGAGGUGAUGCGGCAGGCACCAGCGCACUUGUGGACAUUUGUGUUGCACGGCGAACUUGUUGUCCUGUACAAGCAGCUGCUUUUGCCUGUGCCAUAGGACGCGGACGUGGUCUGCUACGGCACUCAGCAGGAGAUGAAUAG